AUGUUGCUCUAUGCCUUUACUCUUUUUAUUUCGAUUAUAGGCACUUGGAUAUAUCUAAAAAUUGUGGAAAAUAGAAAAAAAAAAAAAAAUUAUUUAUUAUUAGAAAAGGAUGACUUAGCUAGCAUAAACAAGCAAGACGAAAAAAACUGUGAUUCUGUGUCAAGUGAAAAAAAAAAUAUAUUUAAAAGAAAAUUUGUCAAAAUGGAAAAUAGUAUACCGUUUUAUGAUCACCCCCAUGGCAGCUGCUUAGAUGUGGCCUCAAGGAAUCAUGGAACGGAUUCUAUCAAACUGGUUACUAGUGAAAAGAAAAUCAAUUCAGACACAUUAGCAGGGAUGACAUUUGAAGUAGAUAGUACCCUCCAUAUGUCUAGUAACCAUGUGGAUGAACAGACAAAACGGGAAUCCCCAAUUGGAUUAGAAUUCGAUUCUCCACCAGGAGAGUCACUCGAAGAAACACCCAAAAUGAGGAUAGAAGAAUCCACGGAAAAAAAUCUCCUAAUGGAUGAGAGUCAAACUGAAGAAACUAGAGCUGAUGAAAGUUCACUUGAAAGAAUUGCACAUUACAGCGAAAAAGAGAAAUUUCAGAUGACAGAAGAAAAUGUCAGCUACAAUUCAUGUAGUCUUAUAAAUGCAAGUUCUGAAAAUGUUAAGAACGGGUCCAAUGAUAGGGAAGUAGUACAAGAUGUAGAAGAAGGAGAUAUUAGACAAAAGGAAAAUAAUACAUUUAACAAAAUGACCUCGUACACAUGUGGAAUGAAGUAUAUGGAGGAAGAAGUAAAACAAAGUGAAUCCCAUGUUGAAAAAAAUAUGAACAAUAAGGUGGAUAAUCACAAAACCAAGACUAAUCAGUUAGAUGAUGUGAGUAAGUCAAGUUACUUAUUCAUAAAGGAGAAAAAGAGUAAUACAAAGGGAGAAAGCACAAAUGAAAAAGUAGAUAAGGAAGAAAUGAACACACACUUGAGAAAUUAUUAUAGUGAUAAUUGCUUAACCAAGGAAGAUAAUCAGAAUUCUAGUUCGUAUUUAAGUUCAUCUAGAGAAGCUGAUAACUCUGAGAAUACUAGCUAUAAUGAUUAUGAAUCCGGUAGAAGUGAUGAUUCUGCAAGUGGAAGAAGUUCAUCUGUUAUGAGCGAUAACAGUCCCAGUAGCAAGCUGGGCGAUGAUGAUGAUGAUGAGGUGGAUGAUGAUGAGAUGGAUGAUGAUGAGAUGGAUGAUGAUGAGGUGGAUGAUGAUGAGAUGGAUGAUGAUGAGAUGGAUGAUGAUGACGUGGAUGAUGAUGAUGAGGAAGACAAUAACGGCUACCGUGAUGGUGGUACAUUUUACCGGGAAAGGAAAGGCUCUAUGAUGAAUUCUGAAAUAAAAAACAAAAGCGUUGAGGAAAUAAAGGAAUCAGGAAAUGAAUACUUUAAAAAAGGGGAAUAUACGAAGGCCAUAUUUUACUAUAAUAAUGCUUUAAAAAAAUGUAAAGAAAAGAAUAUAAAAUCGAUACUGUAUUCUAAUAGGGCGGCGUGCAAUUUGUGUCUAAAAAAGUGGAAUGAGGUGGUUGAAGAUUGCAAUAAAUCAAUUAAUUGUAAUGAGAAUUAUGUGAAAUCCUACAUACGUAGAAGCAAUGCUUACGAACAACUGGAAAAAUACAAUAAUGCAUCUAACGAUUUAAAUAAAGCUAUAUCUAUGGAUUCUUCUUUACUAGCGAAUUAUGAAAUGAAACAAAAAAAAUUAAAGAUCCUAGCGGAACAACAAUUAAACAAAGAAAAGGAAGAAAUGGUGGGAAAAUUAAAAGACUUUGGAAAUUUACUAUUAGGAAAAGUUGGUUUAUCACUUGAUAAUUUUGAAGUGCAAAAAAAUCCAAACAAUGAUGGUUCUUUUAAUAUUCAGUUUAAGCAAAAUAAGUAA
This is a messenger RNA of Plasmodium gonderi, 1890 nucleotides long. Its product is annotated as TPR domain containing protein. The record is from RefSeq and is a predicted model, not a curated record. Bases 1 to 1890 code for a protein of 629 amino acids. The transcript has a single exon. Gene Ontology annotation, molecular function: protein binding. NCBI's taxonomy places the organism in Eukaryota, Apicomplexa, Aconoidasida, Haemosporida, Plasmodiidae.